Molecule: messenger RNA, 2697 nt
Organism: Pseudopipra pipra
Lineage: Eukaryota; Metazoa; Chordata; Aves; Passeriformes; Pipridae
Gene: LYPD6
Product: LY6/PLAUR domain containing 6
Exons: 6
Coding region: 1031-1588 (185 amino acids)
Biological process (GO): positive regulation of canonical Wnt signaling pathway
Molecular function (GO): acetylcholine receptor inhibitor activity
Source: RefSeq, a predicted model, not a curated record
UGCUGGGAGAGCAGUGGGAAUGGGAGACGGGUUGUGUAGCUUCUCCCAAGAGCAUUCCUGCCUUUAUUAGCAGCUUCCAACUGGCAGCCAGAGCUGAUUUAAUAGUAAUGCUUUUUUUUUUAUGAAUCGUUGCUUAGACUGUUUUGAAUACUUUCUGCAUGACUAAUUAACGACCCGAAAUGAUUUAAAUUGCGCUGUUAAAACUUCAGGGCGUGCGAAACAAACGGCUCUUCUUCAAUAUUUUAUCUAAUCUCGGCAGUCGCAGGGACCUGGGGAGGGGGUAUCGCUCGUUAUCUAAAAGCCACUUAAGUGAGCUAAAAUGUGAUGUCAUGUUCUCUAAAUACACGGAGGUAUUUGUGCUCAGUCUGCCGAGACGCAGCCGUGACUGUGCGCUGUGAUAAACCUAAUUACGGCCUUUUAAACGAUAACAAAAACCCGCUGGAAACUGGCAGGAGAUGAAAACCUGCAGCCUCGUACGCGCAGUUUUGCUUGGGUAAAGCGUUCUGCAACAUUAUGCCGGGAUAAAACCGGAGUGAUUCAUCGCUGGAAAGACACUCCCAGCCUGAGCAGGGAGUUGGAGCUCGCUCGCCGGUGACCCUCGGGAAGAGCGGCAUCAGCCCCGCCGAGCGGGAAAGCUGCUGGGAAUAAGGACAGCUUGUGUAAGAGAGCAGGAUAACAACCUAAUUGUUCGAUGUGCAUAUAAACGCUUGAAAUAAUGCGGCAUCUAAUUUUUAAUGAAGCAUGAAGGAAAGCUAGAGCUCAGCACAAUCCCUGCCCGCCGGAGAUCCUAAUCUUCCCUUCCCAGCGCAGGAGAGUGCUCCAUGAGCCGGCCCCGGGAGGGAGCCGAGCCCAGCCUGCAGCCCCGGCACCCGCAUCCCUGGGUCUCGCAUCCCCGAAUCCCGCAUUCCUGGCUCCCGGGGUCCCCCGGCCGCCGAGGGCGCGAUGGAAAUUCCCUGAACGACCGGCUGGAAAAUACGUGCUGCAAAGGGGAGGUGUUUCGGCCGCCGCAUGAGCACGUCCUCGCCGGGCCAUGGCCCCGCCGCCCGCGCCGGCCUGGCUGCUGCUGCUCGGCCUGCUCAGCGCCCACGGCCGCGACUUCACCCGCAAGGACAUCGUCUACCUCCACCCCUCCACCACGCCGUAUCCUCGGGGAUUUAAGUGUUUCACCUGCGAAAGGGCCGCGGAUAAUUACGAGUGCAACCGCUGGGCUCCGGACGUCUACUGUCCCAGAGGUACAAGGUACUGCUUCAGCCAACAUAUGAUGAAAGUCACUGGGGAGAGUGUGUCUGUCACCAAACGCUGUGUGCCACUGGAGGACUGUCUGUCCACAGGAUGCACGUAUAUAAAGCAUGAAGAGUACAAGGUGUGCACGUCCUGCUGCGAGGGCAGCAUCUGCAACCUGCCCCUGCCCAAGAACUCCACAGACGCCGUGUUCACCACCCUGUCCCCCCUCAACAAGGCCCAGAGACUGUCCCCUCCUGUCCUGCUGACCACAGUGUGCCUCUGGCUGGGGCUGCUGGCCCAGCACUGGGUGACAAUGGCACAGCUCUGGGUGACAAUGCCACACGUGGCCCGGCCGGGCAGCUGAGCUGGGCGGGAACAUCUCAUGGACAUCCAACCUCUCCCUGCAGAGCUGGAGCUUUGGAGUUGGCUCAGAAAGGCUGGUUUUCCUCCUGGUUUCUCGGUCAUCACGACCUCCCGAGCCUGGGAUCAGGAUGGGUUCAAAACCUCCACGUUCCUACUGGUUUUUUUGAAGAAACUCAUGGAAAAUAUUCCCAGAAUCCAAUGUGCUCUUCACAGCAUCACUUAGGUUGAGAAAGACCUCUGAGACACCGAGUCCAGCCUAACAUUUGUUGAUGUCUGUGUUAUCUCUGUGAAGAAAUGUUCUUUCCAAGUACUACACCCCUGCUCACGUCAUCACUUACUGGACAUGGCCCUUUGCCACCUCCCCCUGCACUAAUUCCGGUGUCUCCUUAACCUGCUUGAGAACCCACAGUAAAAAACACACAGUCAGUGUCCCCCACACUUCCUGAUCCUCUUGGAGAGGGCAGGAACUCGCAGCAAGGAAGCAGCAACCUGGAAGGGAUGAGCUCAAGGGACCAGCAGGAGCUUGGAGCAACCGGUGGUGCCCAAAGGUGCUUCUCCCGAGGUGUCCAACGGCACAAAGACCCACCCCCAGGGCCCCCCCACAGAAAAUCCCUGGAGUUUAUAAACUGAACCAGCAAAACUCAAAAAAUCCUUGUUCUGGUGUGACUAGAGGUGUGUCAUCCCCAACCCUCAGGUGUGAGGAGGAUGGAGAGCUGGUGGAUCCCCACACUGAGGUGCUGGUGGUCACCAACCACCAUCUCCACGCUGGUUUAGGACAAUAUUUUCCUGUUUUGGCACCCAGCCCUAGAGUAUGAGAGAGAGAAAACCGAUCCUGAAUAGCUCUGUUAUUUUAUUUAAUGAAGUCUGGGCUACCCCAGCUGUGUUUUGGUGCCCUGUGUUGCUUGUUUUGCUUGGAAAUCUCGGAUGCAAUAUUUAUUUUUCUAUGUUGAGUAAGGUCUGAAGUGUUUAAAAGAUUCUUAAUGCUGAUAUUGCCAGGAAAAAAUGGGUGUUUUGCAAGUCAGUGAGCCUGUAAUAUAUAAAUUAUCAGAAAUAUAUAUAUAUAUAAAAAUAUAUAAAGAAUCAACUUUGUUUGCAAAGUCAGUAAUAAAA